Messenger RNA from Pseudomassariella vexata, 2201 nucleotides. Its product is annotated as tryptophan synthase beta subunit-like PLP-dependent enzyme. Gene Ontology annotation, cellular component: cytoplasm. Gene Ontology annotation, molecular function: cystathionine beta-synthase activity; cysteine synthase activity. The record is from RefSeq and is a predicted model, not a curated record. The coding region runs from base 255 to 1892 and encodes 545 amino acids. The transcript has 7 exons. NCBI's taxonomy places the organism in Eukaryota, Fungi, Ascomycota, Sordariomycetes, Amphisphaeriales, Pseudomassariaceae.
AUAAGAUGUGCAUCACUGAGACAAUAUCGUGUCGACGUGGACAUCACACGAGGUCAUGCCCGAAACUUGCUCUUUUUGGGCGGGACAUUCCUUUCAAGAAUUUAGUAUAUAAUGUCCCGGUUUCGCAGAUGGGACGUACCGCAUGAGUUCCUCAAAACGUCGACAUUGUGUUCAGGCUUAAAGUUCACUUGUAGCCUUACCUAAGUACAAGGCUUUCCCGCUGCAUCCCGCCGUGUAUCUCGGUAAAUCCAGCCAUGGCAAAUACCAAUUAUCGGAACGUCUACAAAGGCCCGGAUUCUGUUCGCGACUAUUUCAACCCAGAUUUAUCACCACCUCUACCCCUCGUCGAGUUGCCGGCCUGCCUCAACCCAUACCGGCAAGAUGGCGUUCGGAUAUAUGCCAAGAUGAUGACGAUGCACCCGGCCAAUAAUGUUAAAUGCAUGCCAGCCCUGAACCUUCUAGAAAACACGGUCGUGCCCGGCAAGACAGACACCAUAAUUGAGUACAGCUCCGGGUCGACCGUCAUCUCCAUGUCCUUGAUAUCUCGGGUAUACUACGAACUGCCCAAUGUCUGCGCCUUCCUUAGCAACAAGACUAGUAAGACCAAGCUGCGUCUCAUGCAGUUCUUUGGACUUCAUUUAACCCUUUUCGGCGGCCCCUCACAACCGGAACCGCUCGACGAGAGGGGUGGGAUACGAGUCGCACAGAAAAUGGCAGAAAGCUCCGAGUCCAUAGUUAACCCAAAUCAGUACGAAAAUGACAAUAAUUGGAAAGCCCAUGUCCGGUGGACAGGUCCUCAAAUCCUCAGACAGCUCCCCGAAAUAAACUUGAUAUGUGCCGGUUUGGGAACCUCGGGAACCAUGACGGGACUAGGAACUUUCUUCGGCCAAGCCAAGUCCUCCGUUUUCCGGCUAGGUGUCUGCACAGCAGCAGGCGACCGCGUCCCCGGCCCCCGCUCCUUCAGCCUUCUCGCUCCCGUCGAGUUCCCUUGGAAAUCAGCCAUCGAUCAUAUGGAACACGUCGGCUCCUACGACUCGUACUCUUGGUCGUUAAAGCUCUGCCGUCAAGGCCUGGUCUGCGGACCAUCCUCGGGUUUCAACCUUAAGGGUCUUUUCCAAUUCAUUGAGAAGCGCAAAGCCGAGGGAACAUUAUCAGAACUGGCCGGCGAAGACGGCGAGAUCCAUGCCGUGUUCCUGUGCUGCGACUUGCCGUACCAGUACAUCGAGGAGUACUUUGAAAAGCUGGGAGCGGAGCACUUCCCUGAAAUCAAGAACGAGGCCCUCACCGAUGUCGACGUCUACCGCUAUGACGAUUCCUGGGAACAAGACCCUCUUAGCGCGCUUGACUCCUUCUUCGAAGUCGAAAUGGCCCUCGCGCGAGACGUGCUGCAAUUUCUUUCGCAGCUCAGCUCCGCCAACAGCGCCGGCCUUGCGAGCAUCAUCCCGCUCAAGAAAGACAGCAUCAUCCUGGACCUGCGCCAGCCCUUCGAUUUCGCGCAGUUUAACCUCCCCGGGUCCAUCAACCUCCCCUUCGCCCAGUACGAAGACCAGAGCCCCUUUUCCGACCCUACUUUGCUUGCCUCCCUGUGGCGGGCGCUGGACGCUAAGUUCGCCGCGCCGGAUCAGGAUUUAUUGUCACGCAUUAAAGAGAAGCGGGUACUCGUGGUGUGUUACGACGGAGAUUGUGCGCGCGUGGCAAGCAGUAUAUUGAGGGCGCAUGGGUUUGAGGCCGAUAGCUUGAGGGGCGGGUUCAAGGCGUUGCGGAGGCUGAACUCGGGGAGAGAGGCGCCCAGGAAUAUGAGGGAACAGGCUGUCAUGCCAUGUUCGCCGCUCACUGGGGAUUUUGAAAAUAACAAGCCUCUUGUGACGGAGGGAGGGAAACUCGCAGCAUGAUUUGACCCUUGUGGUUCGUAAACCCCAGUUAACAUGGUGCCGCAUGCAAUAUGACAUACUCUGUGGAUAACCUUCUCCGGUACCCCGCUAUUUGGCGCCCACUUCACAUAACCACCAUCUUCAUUUUUUCAAUGGGCUGUUCCUCAGUCCUUUCACACUCAAACAAUCUACGUAUUAUGGCAUAACAAAUGAUUUCUCCCAAAAAUAGAAGAAAUAAUUAGUAUCAUAGAUAACGAGUUAAACCAUAGAAUUUCUUAAGGAAAAGUAGUUGAGAUAAAAGAUAGAACGAUUUCCUUGUUCUGUUUAAAG